UUUCGAGAAGUACAAUUAGACAUACGUGAGAUGUGAUCAUUUUUUUUUAUAAAAUGUUAUUUGUGUCGGGCUGUUUUCGCAUCGGCAACGGGGAGCCGGAAAUACAGACAGUCUAUCAUACUUUUAUAACCAAUGAAUAAUUAACGUUCUAUCUAAUAUAAACAGUACAAUUGUCAAUUCAUAAUGAAUUGCAGAUCCUUGAUAAAUUUAGAUAAUUUAACUAAAUUCUUGAUACUUGAUCCUUAUUUUGGAUUUAAAACUUGUCGAAAAAAUAGUUAUUUAGAUGAAUGUCCAGAAUUAAUAAAGUCAAUUAAAUGUGUUAUUGAUACAUUCAAAAUAACAUCAGAUUUACAAAAAACUAAAGAUUUAUUAUUGAAUUUAGCCAAAAAUAAUAGAUUAUUGUAUUGGUAUUCCAUUCAAAAAGAGAAUUUACUAUCACUUAAUUUAGAAACUUAUUUAACACUUCUUCAUCCAACAUCAAUUUGCAGCAUUCAACGCUGUAAUAGAUAUAAGUUAGAUGAUUUUAAUGGAUUCAAAGUUGUUGCUGCUAGUGAUAUAAAAAAAAAUACCAUUUUACAAUGUAUGAAAGGAUACACAGCUAAAAUAAAUUUGCAAGAGGAGGAGUUUUUAAUUAAUAAUAAAUUAGAUUAUUCUGUUUUAUGGAGUUCUAGAAAUAAAUGUCAAAAGCUAAUGUUAGGUACUGCUGCAUACAUAAACCAUGAUUGUUUACCAAAUUGUGCAUAUUAUUCAAUUAGUAAACAGACUAAUCAGUAUGAAUUAACAAUUAUUACUUUACGGGAUAUUAGACAUGGUGAAGAACUUUACUGUUAUUAUGGUGAUAAUUACUUUGAUGAAAACAAUGUUAAUUGUGAAUGUGAAACUUGUUUCAGUAAAUGUCGAGAAACAUCUCAGAUCAUUCCUUACCAAUAUCAAUAUUUAUCUGAUACAAAUAAUUUAAAAAUCCAAAAAUUAUUUUUAUUAAUUAAGGUACUUGCACAAGAAGAACCUCACAGUUUGUGUAUUUUAAUACCUAGUUACAAACAGUUUGUUGCAGAAUUAUUCUUUUCUACAGAUUGCAUACUAAAAGUUCAGAAACACCAUUAUAUACAUGUAAAGUUAUCUGAAUAUGAAAAAUUAAGUUCAAAAAAUCUCAAUCUACAAAAAAUAAACAUAAUUAGUACAUUAAAUAUCGAUAAAAUUUGGCUGUUUUAUGAAAUAUUAAAAGCCAGUUUUACACUAAUUGAAAGAAUGGAAUUUUUACAAUUUGUCAUCAGCUUAUUAUUUUUUUUCAAACAGUUUUUUAAAAAAAACACAGAAAAUAUGUCGAUAUUAGAAUUUUUUACAGUAGAUUGUUCUAGGAAUCAUCAUACAUUAAAAAAAAUAGAGAUAUUUUUAAUGUUAUCAAUUUUGAGGUUCAGACAUAAGAAGACUCAGAAAACUGUUAAAUACAUUUUCAAAGAAGCUCAGAUAAAGCUCAAAAGAUGUGAUACAACCAAAGGAUUCAAUAAUAAUAGCAUAUAUUUUCCAAUGAAGAACUUGCAUACUUCAUCGGUCUCUAAAUUAUUGACAAGUAGAGAAAAAGCAAAAAUUCUGAAGGGCCAUCAAGAAAACAAUACAAAGAAAAAUCGCGAUGCUUUCUGUCCUUAUUGCUAUAAAUUUAUAGCAAAGUUUAAUGUUCAUUUAGAAUCAAAACAUUCAUCAGAAAAACAAGUGUCUUACUUUAUCAAUCUUAUCGACGAAAAGAAGCAUUUAAGAAGAAAAUUAAUAUCUGCAAUUCGCCAUGAAGGGAAUUCGAUAUUAUCUGGAAUUUUAGAUGAAAUUGUACCUGUAACUAGAUCAAGUACAUGUAGCAAAAAAACACAAUGUGUGGAUUGUAAGGGAUAUUACUCUUCAAAAACCAUAUGGAAGCAUAGAAUAACUUUUCAUAAUAUUUGUAAAUAAUUUUCUAUAAUUACAAUAAAAUAAUUUAUCAACGAG
Messenger RNA from Phymastichus coffea, 1977 nucleotides. RefSeq lists its product as uncharacterized. Gene Ontology annotation, cellular component: nucleus. The record is from RefSeq and is a predicted model, not a curated record. Gene Ontology annotation, molecular function: histone H4K20 methyltransferase activity; protein binding. Lineage: Eukaryota; Metazoa; Arthropoda; Insecta; Hymenoptera; Eulophidae. The coding region runs from base 184 to 1941 and encodes 585 amino acids. The transcript is spliced from 5 exons.